Myotis lucifugus (little brown bat) is the source of this 6426-nucleotide messenger RNA. It is a transcript of the gene PITPNM3, whose product is annotated as PITPNM family member 3. Bases 91 to 2730 code for a protein of 879 amino acids. Gene Ontology annotation, cellular component: cytoplasm. The transcript has 19 exons. Gene Ontology annotation, molecular function: phosphatidylinositol binding; phosphatidylcholine intramembrane carrier activity; phosphatidylcholine binding. Lineage: Eukaryota; Metazoa; Chordata; Mammalia; Chiroptera; Vespertilionidae. Gene Ontology annotation, biological process: phospholipid transport. The record is from RefSeq and is a predicted model, not a curated record.
UCCACUCGGGCCGGAGGCGCCUCGGAGCCGGGGGCCCAGCCCGGGAAGCGCGAGGAGCCGGGCAGCUCAGCGGAGCCCGCCGCCCGGGACAUGGCCAAGGCGGGCCGUGCAGGUGGCCCCACCCCGGGCGGCGGUGCCCCCUGGCACCUUCGAAAUGUCCUCAGCGACUCAGUGGAGAGCUCGGAUGAUGAAUUCUUUGAUGCAAGAGAGGAGGUGGCUGAAGGGAAGAAUGCCAUCCUCAUCGGGAUGAGCCAGUGGAAUUCGAAUGACCUGGUGGAGCAGAUGGAGACCAUGGGCAAACUGGAGGAGCAUCAAGGAGAAGGGAGCGCGCCCUGCACAUCCAGCGUCCUGCAGGAGAAGCAGAGAGAGCUGUACCGGGUCUCCUUGAGAAGACAGAAGUUCCCGGCCCAAGGAAGCAUUGAGAUCCACGAAGACAGUGAGGAAGUCUUCUCCCAGCGUUCCUGCAAGACGCAAGUGCUCCUGCUGGUGCUGCACGGGGGGAACGUCCUGGACACGGGCUCGGGGGACCCCUCCUGCAAGGCAGCCGACAUCCACACGUUCAGCUCCGUGCUGGAGAAGGUCACACGCGCCCACUUCCCUGCGGCCCUGGGCCACAUCCUCAUCAAGUUUGUGCCCUGUCCUGCCAUCUGCUCCGAGGCCUUCUCGCUGGUCUCCAACCUCAAUCCCUACAGCCACGAUGAGGGCUGUCUCAGCAACAGCCAGGACCACGUCCCUCUGGCCGUGCUGCCCCUGUUGGCCAUCUCCUCCCCACAGUACCAGGAUGCGGUUGCCACCGUCAUCGAGCAAGCCAACCAGGUCUACGCAGAGUUCCUCAAGUCCCCGGACGGCAUCGGCUUCAGUGGGCAGGUGUGUCUCAUCGGGGACUGUGUGGGGGGCCUCCUGGCCUUUGAUGCCAUCUGCUACAGUGCGGGGCCCUCGGGCGACAGCCCUGGCAGCAGCAGCCGGAAGGGGAGCAUCAGCAGCACCCAGGACACCCCGGGGGUGGAGGAGGAGUGCAGUCUGGCCGGCAGCAAGCGGCUCAGCAAAAGCAGCAUUGACAUCUCCAGCGUGUUGGAGGACGAGGAACCCAAGAGGCCGUUGCCACGGAAACAGAGCGAUUCCUCCACCUAUGACUGCGAGGCCAUCACCCAGCAUCAUGCCUUCCUAUCAAGGAUACAUACAAGACUCCAGGUGCGUCCGGCCUGCAGCCAGGUCUACAGCUUCUUCCACUGCGCAGACCCUUCCGCCUCACGGCUUGAGCCGCUGCUGGAGCCCAAGUUCCACCUGGUGCCGCCCGUCAGCGUGCCCCGCUACCAGAGGUUCCCGCUGGGCGAUGGACAGUCCCUCCUCCUUGCGGAUGCCCUGCACACCCACAGCGCCCUCUUCCUGGAGGGCAGCUCCCAGGGAAGCCCGCCGAUGGUGGACGCCCCCGCCUCGCCCCUUCAGGCCCCGCGGUCCCAGCGCCCGGGGCGGAGGAUGAGCCAGGGCAGCUUGCACAGCGAGAGCUCCGAGUCCUCAGACAGCCUGGCACCCAUCGGCGCCUCCUGCAUCACGGCCAAGUGGUGGGGUGCCAAGCGCAUCGACUACGCCCUGUACUGCCCCGAGGUCCUCACCGCCUUCCCCACUGUGGCGCUGCCCCACCUCUUCCACGCCAGCUACUGGGAGUCCACGGACGUGGUGGCCUUCAUCCUGAGACAGAACGUCACUGCCAACCACCGGGCCAACGACGUGAUUGCCGCUGAAGACGGCCCCCAGGUCCUGGUGGGGCGGUUCAUGUACGGGCCCCUGGACAUGGUGGCUCUGACGGGAGAGAAGGUGGACAUCCUGGUGAUGGCGGAGCCGUCCUCGGGCCGCUGGGUGCACCUGGACACGGAGAUCACCAACAGCAGCGGCCGGAUCACCUACAGCGUGCCGAGGCCCCGGCGCCUGGGGGUGGGCGUGUACCCCGUGAAGAUGGUGGUCAGGGGCGACCAGACCUGUGCGAUGAGCUACCUCACGGUGCUGCCCCGUGGCAUGGAGUGCGUGGUAUUCAGCAUCGACGGGUCCUUUGCCGCCAGCGUGUCCAUCAUGGGAAGUGACCCCAAGGUCCGGCCGGGGGCAGUGGACGUUGUCCGGCACUGGCAAGACCUGGGCUACAUGAUCCUCUACAUCACGGGGCGGCCGGACAUGCAGAAGCAGCGGGUGGUUUCCUGGCUGUCCCAGCACAACUUCCCACAGGGCAUGAUCUUCUUCUCGGACGGGCUGGUGCACGACCCGCUGCGGCAGAAGGCCAUCUUCCUCCGCAACCUCGUGCAGGAGUGCUUCAUCAAGAUCAGCGCUGCCUAUGGCUCCACGAAGGACAUCUCCGUCUACAGCGUGCUGGGCCUGCCGCCCUCCCAGAUCUUCAUUGUGGGCCGGCCCACCAAGAAGUACCAAACCCAGUGCCAGUUCCUGAGCGAGGGCUACGCCGCCCACCUGGCCGCCCUGGAGACCAGCCACCGCGCGCGCCCCAAGAAGAACAACUCGCGGAUGGUCCUGCGCAAGGGCAGCUUCGGCCUCCACGCGCAGCCCGACUUCCUCCGCAAGCGCAACCACCUGCGCAGGACCAUGUCGGUGCAGCAGCCCGACCCGCCCGCCAACCCCAAGCCCGAGCGCGCCCAGAGCCAGCCCGAGUCCGACAAGGACCACGAGCGGCCCCUGUCGGCGCUCAGCUGGGCGCGCGGGACCCCCAAGUUCGAGUCGGUGCCCUGAGGGUGGGCUGUGCGCGAAGCAGGGGGCCCUUACCUGGCUGCCUGCGGGGACGGGAGCGGCUGCCUUCUCCCGGACACAGGCCCUUUCUUGCUUUUUCCCUCCCGUGUCUGUCCAGUAGUGUCUGACCACAGGGGGGAGGGGCCCUACCCGGCCUUGGGGGGCUCCCUCGGCUGCCAGGGGGUGAGAUCCCGGGUCUCAGUGCAGCCACUGCUGCCUCCCCGGUGCCUGCGGCUUCAAGCCCUAAUCGGGGUUGAUGUCUGUGAGGUGGGUGCAGGCCUGCCCGGAGCUGGAGUGUUGGACAAAGGCGACCAUCUUUCUGGGUUCUCCGGGCUUCCAAGGUCAUGCGAGGCAGGCCCCGAAGGGAGAAGCCCCCAGACCGGGGAUCCAGGGCCGCUGGCAGGAGGAGAGGCGAGUGGCAUUGGUGCCUGAUAUCCUGAGUCACCACCUUGGGCCUGGCUCUCCUAUGGCAAAGCGGCCACUUUCUGGGAGAGAGAGGGUGCCCCCUGGGCCAAGCUAUGUUCAGGUGUCUGUCCCCAGCCCUGGGGAGAGGGGUCUGGUGCUGACAGGCUGUCCUGCAGCUGUUCAAGUCCCGCCUUCUGUCCUCAGUACCUUCACCACUCUCCUGUGGCCCCGAGGGCAGUUGUUCCUCUUUCUGGAGUCCCGCCUGGUGCCGUCCCCUGUGAGGCUGCGGCCUUGGGCUCUGGCCUAGCUGGGCUGGCUGUGAGCCCUUGAGCCAGCUGCUUGCCCUCUCUGGGCCCUGCCUUCCUAUGUAAUUGCGGGAUCUCCCCAGCUGAGAUCGGAGAGGGGUGUGUUUUGACUCCUAGGCUAUCCCGCACUUCUGCCCCAUGAGGCUUUCCAGGUCCCGAGCUCCUCAGAGGGCUCAGGGAUCCAUCCUGUCCCCACAGUCGGAUAGCAGGACUCAGAGUGGGCGGGAGGGAGCAGCUAUUGCCCCACCGCUUAGGAGACGCCCCUGGGGCUGGGGGAGGGGUCCCUGCUCCGUGGAGAGGUGGUUUUGUACUGAUGCCCACACCCACUGUCCCAGGAGCAGAGACACCGCCCCAGAGGGCAUGGAUCUGGCUCCUCCUCUCCAGCGCGGCCCAGUCUGAUUCCUCCCUUUUGGCUCCUGGAAGGUGUAGAGCUGAGAUCCCAGAGUUCUGGGGUAGUUUUGGCUCAAACUGUUGUAUUCCUUUUCCUCCCCUUUGCCACUCAGCUUGGUUUGGUGCCCAUAACUUCCUCCUGGAUCAUCCCCUGAGGUUGGUGGGGCUUAGCUCUCCUGGGGCCCCUCGAAGCUUGUCCAGGCCCUCGUGCUGCUGGGCCCCUGGCCUGGGCAUUGGUCUCCUGCAGCGCGGGCCAGACUCUGAGCCCCUCGUGCUGUCACUGAGGUGCCCCAGUUCUCUGUGUCACGGGCCAGGCCGCCCCAGCGCCCGGACAGCUGCAUACACAGCAGGCACCUGUGUCAGCUCAGUGUCGCUUCUGCUCAAUGUCUACCUCUUGCAGUUCCCAUGUGGCCAGUGUCUUCCCCGAUGGCCGGCCGCUGCUGGUGGGGGCGGCUGGCACCACUGGCAAACGGGGCGCCCGACUGGGCUGGAGGGGUCAGGGAUCCCAGCCCCUAACCCUGCUCUCUCGACUAGAAAUGUGUCUUCUCCAGUCUGCCCGCUCCUGCCACCCCAGCCUGCCUGUCUGCCAGCUCUCUGCGUCCCUUCAAUCCUGCACCUGCAUUUCAGCAGCGCCGAGCAACUCUGCUGGGAAGGGGCGGUCACCCCAGGCUUCCCCUCUGGUCCUGCCUCCCGGCAGUUCACAUUCCUCCUUCACAUGACAUCUUUCUCGGCGUCCAUGAGGCACCAGCUCAUGUGGCUUAGCCACCUCAACCCUAAUCCUUCCCUUCCCUCCCAAAUAGCCCUGAACUCAACUUGGGCAGACUUAUUCUGAUUCUCUGAAACCCCAUCUCCUCUUUGCAGAAGGCACCGAUGUAUUACUCUCAAAUGAUAAAAUAAUUAGCGUGAGAUCCUUCUCCCCUGUCCGAUUCCCUCUGCCUUUCCUGAGAACCCCAGGCUUGGAGCCGGAGGGAGCAGGCAUGCCGGGCACUGGGGAAUUUGAGUCCAGGCUGAUUUGGGGGGUGGGAGCUGGGAUGUGGGUCCUAGGGGGAGGGCCCCCUUCCUUUCUGGAGCUCUGAUUGGGGCUCCGAAGCCUCACGCCUGGGAUGUGAGGGUGUACAGUGAGUGCUGCGGGCAGGCGCGCUCGCCGUGUUCGUGGGUGUGACUGUGUGGUUCUGUCUAGUGACCAGACUCGACAUCGUCGGUUCCAGUUCUGCUUUUCACAGCAACUGUAACCAAUAAGCACUUUCUCUUCUGGUGGUUUGUUGCAUUUUGUUCGUCCAGUUUUGUCGGAGAAAAACAAAGAGCCGAGUCUCGUGUUGUUCUCCGGAGGGGCCGCUGCCCCUCCCCAAGUCGUCCCGUGGCCCCAGUCGGCUGUUUCCUGGCGAAUCCCUCCAGCUCCCGUGAGCCGGCUCCACCGGGGCUGGAGAGCGGACUGACUUCCCUGCCUGACCAAAGCGCCCCAUUUCUCCGUGGCAUGUUUGUUCCUCCCAGUUGGGGGGCUGUCCUGCUGGAGGGCCCGCCUGCCGCCUGCCUGUCCCUUCGCCCUGUUGGGGGUUCAGGGUGCAUCCACAGCCAGGGCCUGCUCGCGUGGCAUCAUGGUUUUUUUUCUAAAGAGCUCGACUCCUCCCUUAGGCUUCACAAAAUAUGAAAAAAAAGGGAGACUUUUCAUGCAUUUGGAUGAGCGGCCCUCCUGCCCGGACCCUGGGCCAGAGAACACAAACAUGUUUGCACCCCAGUAUUCAGACAUCACUAGGGGCUGGGCUCUCUGGGUCUCCUUUUACCACUCUGGACCCAGACCAUGCCCAGAAGUGUCCUGCAGGCAAAGCGUGGCCCCCAUUUCUCAAUGAAAGCCGGGCCCGAGGCAGCAUGCAGCUGUGGGGAGGCUCUGCGUGGACACUCCCACCCGGCCCAGGUGCAGCCGGCCCGGGAGGGGUGCCCGGGCUGGAAGGAGCCUCGACACUGACCCCGCCUUAAACAACCAACUUUCCAGCUGAACCCCAGGGGUGUGGGUGCCCAGUGUGCUGGGGACCUAAUCUGCCACAAGAAGUCACCUCCCUCCUUCUGCUGCCUCUGGGUUUGGGGGAACUUUCUUAAAAAAUCAUACUUAGGGUCAAGUCCAAGCAUCGAGGCCUGGUCGGGGUCCUGCUCUCUUUGCUGAGAAACCGAGAGGGUGGUCGGGGUAAAUACCAGUUGGACCCCACUCUCGUGGGGGCAAGGAGUGGCAGGUGACACCAAAGAGGGGCAGGACAGGAGGGUGGCUCGCCCACGGGGACCCCCACCCUCGGACCCCACCAUCCUUUCUCUUUGUUUACUUGGUGGUGGCAGCCUGUCUGGUCUUGUUCGCCGUCUGACUGUUCCUGUGUGUACCUCUCAGUAUUGUCCGUGGUGGGUGGGUCUGUGGGGAAAAAGGUUUCUACCCGUCAUGGCUGCCUUGUACAAAAUCCGUUAGAAAAGAACAUGUAAACUAUCAGAUUUCUAACAAGACAAAAACAGCAUUACGGAGUUAAAAGAUUUUUACAACGGGUCUUGAUUUUGAUGUGAGCUGGUUUUUAACUCUCAAACGUUGUCACUUAAAUAAAAACCUUAUUUGCCUUUAAAA